GUCAAAUUAAUCCUUCGCCCGUACACAGACAGUCUAGCUACUAAUCGGACCUGGUCAAUUGAUGGACAUGGAUGAUAUAGACAUACAAUAACUUUCAAUAUGGCGUCGAAUCACUACGGAUCCCUCGGUCCUGUUCAACAAUACAAUCAACUCGCCUUUUCCGUCAUUCCGCAAUCGCCGCAUCCGCAACAUCCGCAACAUCCUCAACAUCAGCAUCAACCACAACUUUGCCAACAUCAUCCUCACCAGCAACCUCUCCAACAAGCCCCUCACCAUCAACAACCGCACCAACCCACCCCCACCACAGCCGUCCCUCCACCUACUUUUCAGCAACACACACCCGUCCUACCACCCACCAACAAUGGCGUCGCACAGCAGCAGCAGCAGCAGGGUAUCAACCCAAAUACCACUACCACACAACAACCACCAUCGACUCCCGCCCCCGCCCCCGCUCCCGCCGCAGAAACAACACCCAGCAAUAAUCCCACCCCCGACGAACCCCAACGCAAACGCCGCCGCGUAGGCCGCCCCCCAAAAUCGCAAGCGACGCGAGACUACCUCGACCAGCGCUCCUCCUCCUCCGCCCCCCUAGCCCCUCCGGCCCCCCAACCGCCACAAGUCCACACGCCGCACCCGCUAAGCAAAGGUCCGUACAACACGGCCGAGGACGCCGUCUUCUCGCUGCAGCUGCACGUGUUCAGCACGGGGUACGGGGUAUCGCAGAAGCGGACGGUGAAGGAGAAGCUCCCCUCGGGGCGGUACGACCCCGGCGGCGACGUGAUCCGGCGCGACUUCGCCUGCGACCGCGGCGGCUCCGAGUUCGUGUCGCAGAGCACGGGCGAGCGCCGCCGCGAGAGCAAGAAGUGCGGGUGCCCCUGGAAGGCGGUCGCGCGCCGGCUCAAGCGCGAGGGCGACCGGUGGUUCGUCGAGGUUCUGGAUGCGCGGCAUAAUCACCCUGUUACGCCGCCCGAGUUGAUGCAUACGAUCGCCUCGUACCGCCGGUGGCAGCGCGAUAAUAACGCCGGGAUUAGGUCGGCUAUCGAGAGGUUGACGCGCGCCGCGGCUAUGCCGGCUAGGCAGGUCGCGGAUUACUUGAAGGGAGUGUUUGCGGACCCGGAUCUCGAUCGUAUUGAUAAGAAUAUACUGCGCGCGCUGAGUAUGAGCGAUGUCGAGAUGCCGAGUGAUGCUGCGGGCCAGGGGUCUGUCGUGUUCGAGGUUGUGGGACGCAGACCGACGAUUAUACUUCAGGAGACCCCGGCGGUACCAGCGGAGAGCGGCGGGAAUGUGGGUACGCUUGGUGCGAGGCGUAGCGGCGUAGGGGGCAUCGUUGGGACAAGUGUGAUUCGGUUUUGAGGACUGCUUGUCUAGCUGUGGGCUUUGUUGCGGUCUUGCUCUUUCUUCGUGCGUAUAGAGAGCUGAAGAGAAAGAGGGUAGGUAGGUAGGUAGGUAGGUAUGGGGAUGGUGAGGGCAGGAGCAAGUAUAUUCUAAGCAUCUAGCCACUUAGCUAUAUCGGCUGUCCAAGUACCUAUCUACGUACCUUGGAGGACUAAUAGCUUCAAAUCCCGUUCUGCGUAUAAACUCGUUCCUUAGAGACCGCAGUUUACACGCGAAGAAGUGUCCGCGCUGAUCGGACAAACAACAAGAGAUAGCGACACUACUGGAAGAGGCUUCAUAGGAAGAGGCUUCGGACACCUAAUGCCUACAUAGCUUAUUGCUUAUAUAGAGAGAUUUACGAGUGUAUAGACUCACUAAUAAGAGCAAAGAGGGCGAGAAUAUUUAGAAGCCCUCUGGGGUGAAAAUGAAGAAGAAAAACUAAGAUUUACUCC
This is a messenger RNA of Annulohypoxylon truncatum, 1826 nucleotides long. RefSeq lists its product as uncharacterized. The coding region runs from base 100 to 1353 and encodes 417 amino acids. The transcript has a single exon. The record is from RefSeq and is a predicted model, not a curated record. Lineage: Eukaryota; Fungi; Ascomycota; Sordariomycetes; Xylariales; Hypoxylaceae.